Parasteatoda tepidariorum (common house spider) is the source of this 2388-nucleotide messenger RNA. RefSeq names its product DNA damage-regulated autophagy modulator protein 2. The record is from RefSeq and is a predicted model, not a curated record. NCBI's taxonomy places the organism in Eukaryota, Metazoa, Arthropoda, Arachnida, Araneae, Theridiidae.
AUGAAAGAUGCCAUUUUCCCUCUUUCUUAUUAUUCACACGUUAUUCGAAUUAAAUCACUCUCACAUUUUCAAGUACUUUUCAUGAGUCGUUUUUCCUUUGAUGAAUAAUAACACAAAGUCAAGAAACCGGUCUCAUGGUCAUCUGACCUUCAACUUCGGUUAUUCGUUCGAAAAGAUAUCAGCGAACAGUCAGUUAAUGGCCAUGUUCAAGGAUCAGAUGAAACAACUUUUUUUAGAGUUGGGAUGUUUUAAAACAUUUUACUGACGCAAAAAUUAUCAACACUGAAGAGAAAAUGACUGCUAUAGUGUUAGAAAAAGCGAGGGUAUUGCCACUGUUAAUGGCACUCUGCAUUUUGCUUGGAGUCGGAGCACCAUAUCUCAUAACAGUUAUAUCGGGAAAAGUUGAAAUGUUCCUACCAUAUAUCAGUCACACUUCUGCAUUUCCACCACAGUCGGCACUUAUGAGCAUUUUCGCAGCAAUAGGAACAUUUUUUGCUGUCCCCACUUUCCUACUUCGUUAUGUGGCUAUACACCAAAAAAGAAGGCGCCUGGAACCAAAGAAGAUUCAAGUUUUAAAUACUAUUGCUGUUUUCAUAGGAUGCCUAGCGAAUUUAGCAAUGUUAUUUUCUAGUCAUUACCCUAUUGGUUACAUAACACACCACAUUGACGAUUGGAUGGGGUCUGUUUUUAUCCCUCAUUUCUCCUGCACGGCUAUCCUGGUCACAUCCUACACAUUUUAUGUGUUGAUACAAGCCUACCUAACAUAUGUGCAACGGAAGAAGACCACAAAGAAUGUAUUCUUUCAUGCGACGCUCGCCAUGUGCGUCGUUAUAACAUGCUGGACAUCUUGCCUACCAUUUUAUGCAGCUAUGCGAGAAAUGAGUCCUCGUAUUGUAAAUCAAGAUACUGGAGAAAUUAACCUUGACUCAAAGGAGUAUAGUUUCUAUUACAUCAUCAGUUCCUUAUCUCAGUGGGCUUUCACUUUCUUCAGCGUUCUUUUCAUUGCUACAUUUUACAGGGACUUUAAGCACAUGAAGCUCACAAUAAGAGUGAAGCAGAAACAAAUUACAAAGAUGCACUUGGACAGCGUCCAUAGACGCAACGGAAAUGAAGAAAUUACGAAAAUGUGAAAUGAAUCCGAUAUAGAGGAUAGAAGAUAUUCAAAUGUACUCAGGAACUGCAACUUUUCAGGAAUAUUUCAUGAAUGAUUCUUGCAGAUAUUUUAUGUGAUUAAAAAUAGCCUAUAAUGAUCAAGAUUGAGUUCUUGAAUUAAGACCUUUUAUUUGAAGGAAUAAAAAUUUAAAGACUGAACCAAUGUAUUAUGUAAGAUAGAUUAUUCUUGUACAAAAUGUAGGUCUCAAGUUUAACUGCAUGCUAUUUUUUCCAAACAAUGGUCGAAUCAUGUUAUAAUUUUUUUCUAUUAAAUUUUCAGUACACUGAGAAAAAUUCCGGAUCAAAUUCCUUUAAAAAGAACUGGCAUUGAUUGUGCCGGUACUUUUUUACCGUAAAGUCUAUUUUUACCUGAAAAUGUUACGGCGGAUGUUACAUGUUAUCUUUUACAGUAAUAAUUACAGUAAAAUCAUUGAAUCACUCUAACUAAAAAAAUAUUACUGUAAAAAUUAUUUAAUAAUAUUUUACUGCAAAAAUGGAUGUAAUGGUAAAAUGGAUUUUACUGGAAAAUGAAUUUUAAAGAUAAUUCCCCCAAAGUGCCUGUACUUUAUACAGUAAUUUAAUUCCGAGUCUUUUACAAUGUACCAGUAUAACCACAUUUGCUUGCUAAUAGCAAUAUUUCAACCACAGCUUUUGUCUGCAAAUUUUAUAAGAAAAUGCAAAAACAUAAUAAAAAUAUUUUUCUUUGACUGUUACAAAUCGCAUAUUGAAAUUAUCAUGCAUAUUGAAAAUUCUAGGUUAUUAUUAUUUAAUUACUGUACUAUUCGAUAAUCUCUAUGGGAAGUACAAUAUAACAAUUUUGAAUUUUGAUUGUGUCUUUUUUUAUCACCUCUGUAAGAGUUGAAAAUAAAGCUGCUGUAUACAAAAAAAAACCUUUAUGUACAGUUACAAAAUAAUCAAAAUAGUUUUUUGACCACUAUUUUUGUUUAUGUAUUGAGCAGAUAUUUUUCAUGUAUAAUCAUUAAAUAUUGGACUCUCAAAAGAAUCGACAAAUAUUGUAUUUCUUAUGAACUUUUAUUGCAUUCAUCACUAUGACCGCAUUGCUCUUGUAUAACAAUUUAACUCAAAGUUUCUGCGUGGUACCAAAGUUUCUUAUACACGAAUUUGUAAGUUACCAAAAUAUUGUGUAACCAAUUUUACAGCUGAUAUCUUAAUCCCCUUGGUUAUCAAAAACUACAGUAGCUCUUCUACAAACUAAAUGAAAACUAUAAAAUUUUU